This is a messenger RNA of Cydia splendana, 1241 nucleotides long. RefSeq names its product OCIA domain-containing protein 1 (gene asrij). NCBI's taxonomy places the organism in Eukaryota, Metazoa, Arthropoda, Insecta, Lepidoptera, Tortricidae. The record is from RefSeq and is a predicted model, not a curated record. The transcript is spliced from 6 exons. Gene Ontology annotation, cellular component: endosome. Bases 173 to 949 code for a protein of 258 amino acids.
AUGUCACAUUAUUAUACAAUGCCACUUAAAAAAAUCUAGUUAAAUUGUUUAAAACCUAUUUUAUUCGCUACCUAAAACAUGGCAUAAUUAACAAAUAAUUAUAAAUUCUAAAAUUUGUUUUUAAUCAAUAAUAUUUUCGAUCUUACAUUUAACUAAAAAUGAGAUUUUCGUAAUGACUGACAAAAAUGAACAAAAUGAUCCUAGUAAGAGAGGAAAGGUGGAAUGUGAUGCCAUGAAACCAAUUGGCUGCAAUCCACCCGUGAAGAACAUAACACAUCCGUUGAGGUACUACGAAUUCACUCGCGAUGAAAUCAAAGUUCUAGAAGAAUGCGAUAAAGAGAGCUUUUAUCGUCGGUGCCUUCCUUUCAGCACUCUUUUUGCCACAGCUACUUACACUGCAGUCAAAUAUGGUUAUUUCAAACCAAAUGCCCGGUUUGGAGCUAUUCCUAAAAUAUCAUUUGCGGUGUUGGUUGGUUACUUUGUUGGGAAGCUAUCUUACCAAGAGGCAUGUGCUGAAAAAUUAAUGGCCUUACCAGGAAGCUACAUUGGACAACUUCUCCGUGAAAAAAAGCAAGGGAGGACAGGCGGAGGUGGAAACAUACAAAGCACUCCGAGCAUGUUCGGCGCCGGCCCCAGCGACAUCUACUCGGACGCGGGCCCCGGCAGCUCGCUGGACCUGGACACCGAUCGCCCGACCUUCAGCGACGAUUCUUAUCGCCCCGAUAAUCAAGGUGGAGGUUUCCCCUCGUUGGGCCCGGACAGCAAGCGGCCUGCCCUCUCUUACGACGACCUCAGGCGCAGGAACCGCGGCGAGUACACCGACGCUAGGCAAGACCCGUACAGAGUUGACCCGAACACGGUGCCGCCAAUAACGCGCGCGGCGCCGGUGAUCGAUGCGCCGCCGCCCGCCUCGCGCCACACCAACCAGUACGGCGACGUUAUGGAUUAACACAAUGACAUUUACACCACUCGCUUUUUAGAUGCAUGGCCCGAUAACUGCAACGUGUAAAUAAUAUACUGGCUAAUAUUUCAACAGUGGGGUAGCAUUCGCUGAAUAUAUUUAGGCUCCUCAUCAUGAAUUGCAAAAUAUAGAUUUAGCACGCAAAGUAUGUAUAAUUAAACAAUAUAAAAUAUUGGAAAAUUCAUUUAUGACUAAAAACUGCGUAUUGUUGUUUGUUUAAUAUAUACAUUACGAUUUUACUUUCAUAAUAGAAAUCUUUAAAAAAUGAUUUUCUGAAGCA